Molecule: messenger RNA, 3381 nt
Organism: Suillus fuscotomentosus
Lineage: Eukaryota; Fungi; Basidiomycota; Agaricomycetes; Boletales; Suillaceae
Product: CHAT domain-containing protein
Exons: 10
Coding region: 1-3381 (1126 amino acids)
Molecular function (GO): protein binding
Source: RefSeq, a predicted model, not a curated record
AUGUCAAGAUUUGUCCCUGGACAUUUCAGUGACUGCCCUCCAUGCUCGGAAGAGGGCCUGAGCCACCCCAAAUGCCCUCAGGACACAGGGCAGAAAAACCUUGUGCUCAGCGAAAUCCUGCAAGUUUUUGUCAUUAAAUACGCGCCAGACCCACCCGAUGAUAUCGUCCAAGCCUUAGGUGAGGAGCCAGGCCAACUAGAACAACCCCAGGAUCUGGGAGACACAAACUUGGUUAUCAGUAAAGUGCUACUACAAAUCACUGCCAACAAUUCUUUGUUGGACCAGCUCCAUGACACCCUCCCAGCCUCGGGCGAGGAGUCCAGCCACCCAGAACACACCCAAGACCCAGGACAGAUACACUUCAGUGGGGUGCAACAAGUCGUCAUCUCUUUUCCUGGUGACAAUAUCCCUGCCGGCUUUCAUGCGGUAGUCAAGGCUGACAGUGCUGAAUAUCAGACAAGUAAUCAAUCUGUACACGUAGACCAGGCUGUUGUCGAAUGGCAUGAGCACAUUCUUCUGUCAGCGUGUAUGCCUCAUUUGAAUUGGAUCCAAUGGUCUGUCACGGAGAACUCCUCUGUACAUUCGAGAUCUCAGUCAGAGAAUUACUGGAUCGCAGCGAAAGGUCUCAUCAUGCUAACAAGUAUUACAGCCAUAAUGUUUCAGCCAAAGCAGGAGGACAUCGUAUCCGCUUGUACUUCACUGUUCAUGAUGGUGGAGCAGCGGCUUUCUGAUCAAAAUGACGGCGGUGUCCUUUGUUCCCUUACUACUGCGACAUCUCGUGAUAUGGAUGGGUUAGCAGUAAGGACAGAUUCUGGACAUCGUCUUCUUGCACGAUACCGCAGGAUGCAGAAUAGUACGGAUCUGGACCAAUCCAUCAGCCACUUCGAAUGGGCCUCAGACCUCUGCCCUGUGGAUCAUCCCUACCACCCUGCAACACUGUUCAAUCUAGCCAUGACAAAAUUUAUCAGUUGCCUAGCUAAUGGAAGAUACCUCGACCUCAACAUACCUAUCUCUCUUUUUCAAGACACACUUGAUUUGCGUUCUGCUGGUCAUUCAGACCGACCCAUGACCCAACUCCAUCUCGCCAUUUCUCUACUCUCUCGCUUUGUGAGGCGGGGAUUUCAAACAGAUGCGGAUAUGGCCGAAGAGUUACUGAGCGAUGUGCUGGAUGCCUGCCACCCCGAUAGUCACAUUUACAGAGCAGCUUUGAUUGCAAUCGAAACAUCCGCUAUGCAUAGAAGCAUGGAUGCAAAUGAUCUUCAGCAGGAGGGGCCUGCCACAUCCAUACUUCCAUUGUCACCAAAUCAACUUGCUCAUCGAGCAGAGCGGUGUUUGCAGAGAGAUGAACCACGUGACUUAGAUGAAGUGAUAUCCCUUCAUUGUGAUGCACUGGUGUACUUCAAGACCGGACAUGCUUACCGAGGGCAAUUGCUAGGCAAUCUGGCUGCUAUCGCACUUCAGAGGGAAGUGCUGGCCUUGCGCCCUGUCAGUCACACAGAUCGGUCCAAGUCAUUAAAUAACCUCGCAAAUCAACUCUCCUCCCGCUUUGACCGCCGAGGCGACAAUGAAGACUUGGAUGAAGCUAUCGCACUUCAGAGGGAAGUGUUGGCCUUGAGCUCUGUCGGUCACACAGAUCGGUCCUCGUCAUUGAAUAACCUUGCGAAUCAACUCUCCUUCUGCUUUAAACACCGAGGCAAUGACAAAGCGCUUGAUGGCACUGGUGGGGGCAAAGAUACGGAGUCUCUGAAUGGUGCCAUGCAUUAUUUCAAGGAAGCAGUAAAUGUUGUUUCUGGAGGCUUGCUAUCCCGCCUGCGAACAAGUUUACUUUGGGUUCACCGUGCUGAUCAACACAGACAUCAUACUCAACUAGAGGCUUAUAUGACUUCUAUGCAACUUCUGGAUGCUUACAUGUCUAAUGCGGCUGCAGUAUCAUCUCGUCACAAUAUUAUAAAGGACUUCCCGAGUACACUUGCCGUCGAUGCUGCAUUGUGUGCUCUUUGUAGUGGUGAUGUUUGUCGUGCUGUUGAGUUGUUGGAACAGGGCAGGACCAUCAUCUGGACCCAGAUGACACGACUCUGCACCCCUCUUGACAGCCUCCAGACCCAUGGUGAUCAUGCAGUGGCCUUAAUGAAGAGGUUCAGAGAUCUCAGCUCUCUCCUUGAUAAACCUCCCGUGAGCCAUGCAGAAGGGACUCCAAUAGUCAAUACGGAAGCAGAAGAAACCUGGUACAGACAUCUAGUAAAGGAGUGGAAUGAAGCUGUAGAAGAGAUCUGGAAGAUCGAGGGCUUCUCCCGCUUCCUCCUUCCCCCCUUAUUCUCAGAUCUUCAAAAUGCAGCUCGUGAAGGGCCCAUCAUCAUUCUUAUCACAAGCGAGCUGUCAUGUCAUGCCAUCAUCAUCCUGCACAAGCAACCUCCAACUGACAUUCAGCUCCCUACCGAUGUGUGGAAACUCGUUCAAUUGGUGAACGCACUCCAAAAGGCGGUUCGCAAAGAGGCCGAUCCUAAUGGCAACCAAAUGGCGCUGACAAAAGCUUUGAGAGAGUUGUGGGACAAUGUCGUCUGUCCAGUGGUUGAGAAUUUGGAAGGAUUUGCAAAAAGAGGUUCUCGCAUAUGGUGGUGUCCGACGUCUCUAUUCAAUUUCUUGCCAUUGCAUGCUGCUGGCGAGUAUAGGCCAAAGGGAAAGUCCGUUUCACAGCAGUACAUAUCUUCAUACAUGCCAUCUCUCACUGCACUGAUCAAGGCUUGCGCAAGUCAUGUCAAGUCCCUGUCGGUUCUCUUCGCUGCCAUUGGUCAGGAUUGCCCAGCCGGUGCCGAAUCCACUUUGUAUGCUGUGGAGCCUGAGCUGGAAUUGGUGCAGAGACUUUUGCCCCCUCCCCCAAUUAUUUUGUUCUCCAAGAUAACCAGCAUUGAGGCCACUAGAUCAAGAGCACUGCACGCAUUGCAAGACAAUACAUGGCUCCAUCUCGCGUGUCACGGCACACAGAAAAUUGUCAAACCCUUCAAGUCAGCCUUUCUCAUGCGCGACAAGCCGCUUUCGCUCCUCGACAUCACACAGAUGGAUCUGUCUCGGCAUGAAUUUGCAUUUCUUUCUGCCUGUCAAACUGCAGUCAGUGUCCCUACAACACCAGACGAAGUGAUAUACCUAGCAGCUGGCCUGCAAUUUGCAGGGGUCAACAGCAUUGUGGGGACAUUGUGGAAAGUUACCGACAACACCGUGCAGCACUUGGUGGAGGCAUUCUACAAAAACAUGCAUGGGGAUGGUCCAAUGAAUUCCAAACGAGCUGCCUGGGCUCUGCACCAAGCAGUCCAGUCGUUGGCUUGUGACAAGAACAUUCCAAUUCCCUUGGACCAGCGCAUAGUGUUCAUGCAUAUUGGCAUAUGA